Cyclopterus lumpus (lumpfish) is the source of this 988-nucleotide messenger RNA. RefSeq names its product chemokine (C-C motif) ligand 25a (gene ccl25a). The transcript is spliced from 5 exons. The record is from RefSeq and is a predicted model, not a curated record. The coding region runs from base 92 to 418 and encodes 108 amino acids. Gene Ontology annotation, biological process: lymphocyte chemotaxis; cellular response to interleukin-1; monocyte chemotaxis. NCBI's taxonomy places the organism in Eukaryota, Metazoa, Chordata, Actinopteri, Perciformes, Cyclopteridae. Gene Ontology annotation, molecular function: chemokine activity; CCR chemokine receptor binding. Gene Ontology annotation, cellular component: extracellular region.
GUUCUUUAUAAGAGUGCCUCACCUUGCCUGCACAGACACAUGAAGACAGAAACCAAAUACAUCUGGAGCUUUAAGUGCUACAGACCACACCAUGCAGUUCAACACAAUUGUCUUCCUGCUGGUCCUGUCUGGUGUCUGUGUUGCACUGGCACAAACAACCUAUGAAGACUGCUGUUUUAAGUAUGUGAAUGAAAUGAAACAGCGCACUCAAAGGCACGCAGUGAAGUACAGAGUGCAGGUGGUCGAUGGAGGCUGCAACAUCCCUGCUAUAAUCUUCACCAUGAAGAAGGGGCGUGAGCUGUGCACAGACCCAAGAGAGAGAUGGGUAUCAGACCUAAUGAAGAAGAUUGACAAAAAGAGACCCAUAAAUGAUGAUCACAAGAAAGCCAAGAAGCUCCGAUGGCUGUUUAUAGGCUGAGGGCGAUCCGCCUGCUCCAAGCGCCCCCAGCCACCUUUCAUCCAUCUGUUAAAUCUUAUGAUUGAGAAACGCACAGUUUUAAGAAGGUUUUAUGAUGUCUUACUGGAAGUCAUUUGAGGUGGUUAAUUAAGGAAAUCUUGUAGCAUUACUUUUGCUUUCACUCUGCACUAAGAUAAAGGUCGCUUGGGUAGAAACACAGCAGCACUCUGUUGUACAGGAAUGAACUGCAUGAAUACAUAAAUACCUUCCAUAGCGUAGUUGCUUCAAUGACAAUAUUUGUGACUUUUUUUAAAAACACAAGCUAGUAAAUACGCUGUUUAAUUAAUGGUGAUGUAAACCAUUAAUGUAAAUAUAAACGAUAAUAUUAGAUCUAUGUAAUAUUUAGUAUGUCUUGCUUGACGUGUCUAAAUGUCCAUCAAAUACUUGUUUAUUUGCAGGCAAAAAAUGUUCAAAAUGUCUUCUGAAAUGUGUGUCAUAGAAAGGGAUGUCUGUCUUUUCAUACAUUUGUUGUAUAGGUUUUAUUAUGUGUUCCCAUAAAUGCAUUAUAACAAUAAACUUGCUUAUUGCUUU